Crotalus tigris (Tiger rattlesnake) is the source of this 1791-nucleotide messenger RNA. It is a transcript of the gene ASB9, whose product is annotated as ankyrin repeat and SOCS box containing 9. The record is from RefSeq and is a predicted model, not a curated record. NCBI's taxonomy places the organism in Eukaryota, Metazoa, Chordata, Lepidosauria, Squamata, Viperidae. The coding region runs from base 236 to 1120 and encodes 294 amino acids. Gene Ontology annotation, molecular function: protein binding. The transcript has 7 exons. Gene Ontology annotation, biological process: positive regulation of protein catabolic process; protein ubiquitination.
AUAUGACAUCAGCCAUAUUCCUCACUUUGUUCUGUGUGUCUGAAAUCUGAAAAUGUCUAGGUGUUUUGGUCACUGUUGACAGUAGCUGCAGUAAUCCCUUAAUAAAUAACUCAUGGAACUUGAAUCUGGGUUGUUUUUGUUUUUGGCUGGUUUGUUUGUUUUAAAAGAGGCAAGUUGGAAUUUGAACUCUCAUGAUUUCAACUUUGAAGUGGAAUAACUGUAGCCCAGUAUUGCAAUGGAUGUGGAAGAAGAAAAUACUGGUCUUUGCCUAUUUCGAAGUUCAGGAAGGAUCACUCAUCCACGUUAUCUACUUAAUCUACUGAUGGGUGAUUUUGUCUCUGACUGGUCUCCUUUACAUGAAGCAUCCAUUCAUGGGAGACUACAUGCUCUGAAGAAACUCAUCAAUCAGGGAGCUAGUGUGAAUUUUAGGACAGCAGAUUGUGUAUCUCCUCUCCAUGAAGCUUGCUUAGGAGGACAUGCUGCAUGUGUCAGUGUUUUAUUAAAACAUGGAGCCAACGUAAAUGCCACUACUAUUGACUGGAACACACCCCUGUUCAACACUUGUAUCAGUGGUAGCGUUGACUGCUUGAACCUGCUACUGCAACAUGGAGCCAACCCACAUCCAGUUUGUGACCUGGCAUCCCCCAUCCAUGAAGCUGCUAAAAGAGGUCAUACCAAAUGUGUGGAAACUCUUCUAUCCAAUGGAGUCAGUAUUGACCAUAACAUAAAGCAUCUUGGAACUCCACUGUACGUCGCUUGUGAGAAUCAACAGUUGAAAUGUGCGAAAAAGUUACUUGAGUCAGGAGCAAGUGCAAAUAGUGGAAAAGGCCUGGAUUCUCCUCUCCACAUAGCUGCUCAAACUUCCAAUGUUGACAUGGUCCAUUUGCUUAUUGACUUUGGAGCAAAUACUAGGGUAAUUAAUGCAGAAGGAAAAAAGCCAAUAGAGCUGGUUCCAAUCAACAGUGCACUAAUGCAGAUAUUUCUGCAGAGAGAAGGGCUAUUUUCCUUGAUGCAGUUAUGUCACCUGUGCAUCUGGAGUUACUUGGGAGUCAAAAAGAAAAAGAGAAUUGGUGAACCUAUGUUACCAGAUGAGCUAAAGAGGUUUCUUUUGUAUCUAUAAAAAGUGUUAUAUUCCUUGCUGAUUAAUUAAUUAAAAUACAUAGUGUACAAGUUUUACUUCCUAGCAAAAUUGUUUGUACAAUUUACAUUCCAAAUACCCGAUCAGGAUUUUCAAUAGAGCUAGUUUGUUUAUCCCUGCAUAUUUUAAUUGUUAGUUCCUAUUUGUACAUUAAAUAAAUUUGAGAACUAAAUUAAAAAUAAGAUCUUGUAGCAGAAUUUCAAUUCCAUAUAGCUGAUUAUCUGAGAUGUGUUAUAAAUGCUUCUAUAGUAAAUAGAAGAUGCCAAGCACAUGCAGUACUGUAUUCUGUUAUUAUUAACAAUUUUUUCUGAUAUGGUCCACAGCUAAUUAACAAAGUAUUAUUGUUAUUAUAUUAACAGUUGCCAGGAAAUUAUAUUGUAUAACAAUGAAUCAUGGACUGGUAGUGUGAUGUUCCUAAGAACUGGUAUGGGCACACUUUUCAUGGCAUUUUUAGAUUUCUUGAAUUUAAUUAAAAUAGUAAAAGGGAAACUUAGGUAAGUUUCAUUUAGUCUGGGUCAUUGACCUGUAAUAAAAGAUUGAAAAGAAAUUUAGUAUGCUAUAAAAUAAGACAACAGAUUAUAGCAUCAUCUUUGUUUGUAAGAAAGAUUUACACAGACAUUUUUAGAAAAUAAUGUCUUGCUCAGUUCUUUAUU